AUGAUUUCAAUGUCAUGGCACCAAAUUGCAAGCCAUUGGAUUUUGAAUGAGACCCAGCUCCCCCAACAACCACCAUAUAGUUGUUGUGGAUCUUUAGAGAUUGAGAUAAAGAAAGAGCAACCAUCUGUGGGAUUGUCAAGAGUUGCUGUUUCCAAAACUCAUGGAGAAGACUCCCCAUAUUUUGCAGGUUGGAAAGCUUAUGAUGAAGACCCUUAUGAUGAAUCAAAGAAUCCUUCAGGAGUCAUCCAGAUGGGACUGGCAGAGAAUCAAGUUUCAUUUGAUCUGUUAGAAGAGUACUUGGAACAUCAUUCAGAAGCAUCCAUAUGGGGGAAUGGAAUUUCUGGGUUUAGAGAGAACGCCUUGUUUCAAGACUAUCAUGGACUCCAAACUUUCAGAAAGGCAAUGGCAAGUUUCAUGGAACAAAUAAGAGGGGGAAGAGCAAAAUUCGACCCCGAUAGAGUCGUUCUCACUGCAGGUGCGACGGCAGCCAAUGAGCUGUUGACCUUCAUUUUAGCCGACCCGGGAGAUGCUUUGCUGGUUCCAACUCCUUAUUAUCCAGGAUUUGACAGAGAUUUGAGGUGGAGAACAGGAGUUAAAAUUGUACCAGUCCAUUGCAGCAGCACCAACAAUUUCCAAAUAACCCCUCAAGCUUUAGAAUCAGCUUAUAGUAGAGCACAAUCCAUGAACAUCAAAGUGAGGGGGGUACUAAUUACAAACCCAUCAAACCCAUUAGGCGCUACGACCCAACGAUCCGUCCUGGAGGAAAUUCUUGAUUUUGUCACUCGGAAAAACAUUCAUCUUGUCUCUGAUGAAAUCUACUCGGGAUCAGUCUUCUCCUCGUCCGAGUUCAUAAGCAUUGCAGAAGUUCUCGAGGCUCGAAAGUACAAAGAAUCGGAAAGAGUUCACAUUGUUUACAGCCUUUCGAAGGACCUCGGCCUACCGGGUUUUAGAGUUGGAACCAUAUACUCUUACAACAACCAGGUUGUGACCACUGCAAGAAGGAUGUCUAGCUUCACCUUGAUCUCUUCUCAAACACAGCAUCUCCUAGCUUCCAUGUUAUCCAACAAGAAGUUCACGGAGAAGUACAUCGAGACGAAUCGAGCAAGACUAAGGAAGAGAUAUGAAGUGAUCAUUGAAGGGUUGAGGAAUGCAGGGAUUGAGUGCUUGAGGGGCAAUGCAGGGUUGUUUUGCUGGAUGAAUUUGAGCCCGUUGCUGGAGAAACCCACAGUAGAAGGUGAAUUGGCUCUUUGGGAUUCUAUCCUACAUGAGGUCAAGUUAAAUAUUUCUCCAGGUUCAUCCUGCCAUUGCUCAGAACCAGGAUGGUUUAGAGUGUGUUUCGCCAACAUGAGUGAGCAGACGCUAGAAGUUGCACUGAAGAGAAUAAAUGAUUUCAUGGAACAAAAAAAAAAAAAAAGGAUAGAAAUAUAG
Malania oleifera is the source of this 1428-nucleotide messenger RNA. RefSeq names its product 1-aminocyclopropane-1-carboxylate synthase 7. The record is from RefSeq and is a predicted model, not a curated record. Gene Ontology annotation, molecular function: transaminase activity; pyridoxal phosphate binding. Gene Ontology annotation, biological process: biosynthetic process; amino acid metabolic process. The coding region runs from base 1 to 1428 and encodes 475 amino acids. The transcript has 6 exons. NCBI's taxonomy places the organism in Eukaryota, Viridiplantae, Streptophyta, Magnoliopsida, Santalales, Ximeniaceae.